Messenger RNA from Rhea pennata, 5202 nucleotides. RefSeq names its product unc-13 homolog A (gene UNC13A). The coding region runs from base 1 to 5160 and encodes 1719 amino acids. NCBI's taxonomy places the organism in Eukaryota, Metazoa, Chordata, Aves, Rheiformes, Rheidae. Gene Ontology annotation, molecular function: diacylglycerol binding; calmodulin binding; phospholipid binding. The transcript is spliced from 44 exons. The record is from RefSeq and is a predicted model, not a curated record. Gene Ontology annotation, biological process: neuromuscular junction development; synaptic vesicle priming; presynaptic dense core vesicle exocytosis. Gene Ontology annotation, cellular component: terminal bouton; plasma membrane; synaptic vesicle membrane.
AUGUCCCUGCUCUGCGUCGGAGUUAAAAAGGCCAAGUUUGACGGGCCCCAAGAGAAAUUCAACACCUACGUGACGCUGAAGGUGCAAAAUGUCAAGAGCACGACCAUCGCGGUGCGGGGCAACCUGCCGUCCUGGGAGCAGGACUUCAUGUUCGAGAUCAACCGGCUGGACCUGGGCCUGACGGUGGAGGUGUGGAACAAGGGGCUCAUCUGGGACACCAUGGUGGGGACGGUGUGGAUCCCCCUCCGGACCAUCCGGCAGUCCAACGAGGAGGGUCCUGGGGAAUGGCUCACGCUCGACUCCCAGGUCAUCAUGACCGACAACGAGAUUUCGGGCACCAAGGACCCCACUUUCCACCGCAUCCUCCUCGACACCCGCUUCGAGCUCCCGCUGGACAUCCCCGAGGAGGAAGCCAGGUAUUGGGCCAAGAAGCUGGAGCAGCUCAACGCGAUGCGGGACCAGGACGAUUACACCUUCCAGGAGGAGCAGGAAAAGCCUCUCCCGGUUCAUGGCUCCCAGUGCUGCAACUGGAAUUAUUUUGGCUGGGGAGAACAACAGAAUGACGACCCCGACAGCACUGUGGACGACCGGGACAGCGAUUACCGCAGCGAGACGAGCAAUAGCAUCCCGCCGCCCUACUACACCACCUCACAGCCCAACGCCUCCGUGCACCAGUACCCCAUGAGGCACCAGCAGCAGAGCUCCCGCGACUCCUACACGGACUCCAUGCAGAGCUACGAGAUGGACUACUCGGACCAGCGCCCCAUCAGCCCUGCGGGGAGCAGCCGGUACGCCUCGUCGGCGGAGCUCAGCCAGGGCAGCUCGCAGCUGAGCGAGGACUUCGAGAACGAGAGCCUGCGGGACUCGGAGCUGGACGAGCGCGAUGGCGACUCCUACCACUCCUGCCACAGCUCCGUCAGCUACCGCAAGGACUCGCCCCGCUGGGAGGAGGAGGAGGAGGAUGACCUCUACCUGGAGGAGGAAGAGGAGGAGGAGGAGGAAGAGUUCAACGAGGACUACAGCGAGAACGAGGAAGGCUAUGCCAAGGAGGAAGAGGAGGAGGAGGAGGACCUGCGGGACCGGGAGGCUUAUGAGCCCCAAGCCUCCAAGCACGAUACCUACCCGCCGCCCGCAAAACUGCCCGGGCAGCAACAGCCGCAGCCGCUCCCACAACAGCCGCAACAACCGCCGCAACCGCAGCUGGCCCCACAGGAGAGGAAGGAGGAGAGGAAGGAGGAGAAGGACGCCUCCGUCCCCCCAGAGCCCCCCGAGUCCCUCCAGGCCCAGCGGGGAGCGGACGAAGCCCCCGUGCCGGAGGCGGCGCAGGAGCCCGAGCCCCCCAAAGCGGCCGAGAGGGAGCGGGAUGAGGCCGAGGUGCAGGACCCCAAGGCGCGAGCCAAGGCCAACUGGCUGAGAGCCUUCAACAAGGUUUGCCUGCAGCUGCAGGAGGCCCGCGGAGACGGCGACGGAGAAGCGAAGUCGCUGUGGUUCAAAGGCGGGCCUGGCGGUGGGCUGAUCAUUAUAGACAGCAUGCCGGACAUACGCAAGAGAAAACCCAUCCCCCUAGUUAGCGAUUUGGCCAUGUCCUUGGUGCAGUCCAGGAAAGCAGGAAUCACGUCCGCGCUGGCAUCGAGCACCCUGAACAACGAGGAAUUAAAAAACCAUGUUUACAAGAAGACCCUGCAAGCCUUAGUGUACCCCAUCUCCUGCACGACGCCCCACAACUUCGAGGUGUGGACGGCCACGACGCCCACCUACUGCUACGAGUGCGAGGGGCUGCUGUGGGGCAUCGCCCGGCAGGGCAUGCGCUGCGCCGAGUGCGGGGUGAAGUGUCACGAGAAGUGCCAGGACCUGCUCAACGCCGACUGCCUGCAGAGGGCGGCGGAGAAGAGCUCCAAGCACGGAGCAGAGGACCGGACCCAAAACAUCAUCAUGGUGCUCAAAGACCGCAUGAAGAUCCGGGAGCGCAACAAGCCGGAGAUCUUUGAGCUGAUCCAGGAGGUGUUUGGCGUCACCAAGACCACCCACACGCAGCAGAUGAAGGCGGUGAAGCAGAGCGUCCUGGACGGCACCUCCAAGUGGUCGGCCAAGAUCAGCAUCACAGUCGUUUGUGCCCAGGGUCUGCAAGCCAAGGAUAAGACAGGUUCCAGUGACCCGUAUGUUACUGUUCAGGUUGGAAAGACGAAAAAAAGGACUAAAACUAUCUACGGCAAUCUCAAUCCGGUCUGGGAGGAGAAUUUCCAUUUCGAGUGCCACAACUCCUCCGAUCGCAUCAAGGUCCGCGUCUGGGACGAGGACGACGACAUCAAGUCCCGCGUCAAGCAGCGCUUUAAGAGGGAGUCCGACGACUUUUUGGGCCAGACCAUCAUCGAGGUGCGGACCCUGAGCGGUGAGAUGGACGUCUGGUACAACCUCGACAAGCGGACGGACAAGUCGGCCGUGUCCGGCGCCAUCCGGCUGCACAUCAGCGUGGAGAUCAAAGGCGAGGAGAAGGUGGCCCCGUACCACGUGCAGUACACGUGUCUGCACGAGAACCUUUUCCACUUCGUGACGGAUUUGCAAAACAACGGGGUGGUGAAGAUCCCCGACGCCAAGGGCGACGACGCCUGGAAGGUGUACUUCGACGAGACGGCGCAGGAGAUCGUCGACGAGUUUGCCAUGCGCUACGGCGUGGAGUCCAUCUACCAGGCCAUGACGCAUUUUGCCUGUCUCUCCUCUAAAUACAUGUGUCCGGGAGUGCCGGCGGUGAUGAGCACGCUGCUCGCCAACAUCAACGCCUACUACGCGCACACCACCGCCUCCACCAACGUCUCCGCCUCCGACCGCUUUGCCGCUUCCAAUUUCGGGAAAGAACGGUUCGUCAAGCUCCUCGACCAGCUGCACAAUUCCCUGCGGAUCGACCUCUCCAUGUACCGAAAUAAUUUCCCUGCAAGCAGCCCCGAGCGGCUGCAGGAUCUCAAAUCCACGGUGGAUUUGCUAACCAGCAUCACCUUCUUCCGGAUGAAGGUCCAGGAGCUGCAAAGCCCACCCCGAGCCAGCCAGGUGGUGAAGGACUGCGUGAAGGCCUGUCUCAACUCCACCUACGAGUACAUCUUCAACAACUGUCAUGAGCUGUACAGUCGCGAGUACCAGACAGACCCGAACAAGAAAGGCGAGGUGCCCCCCGAGGAGCAGGGCCCCAGCAUCAAGAACCUGGAUUUCUGGUCCAAACUUAUCACCCUGAUAGUUUCCAUUAUCGAAGAGGACAAGAACUCCUACACGCCCUGCCUGAACCAGUUCCCACAAGAGCUGAACGUGGGGAAGAUCAGUGCCGAGGUGAUGUGGAACCUCUUUGCUCAGGACAUGAAGUACGCGAUGGAGGAGCACGACAAGCAUCGUCUAUGCAAGAGCGCCGACUACAUGAACCUGCACUUCAAGGUGAAGUGGCUCUACAACGAGUAUGUGACCGAGCUCCCCUCCUUCAAGAGCCGCGUGCCUGAGUACCCUGCCUGGUUUGAGCCCUUUGUGAUCCAGUGGCUUGAUGAGAAUGAAGAGGUGUCACGAGAUUUCCUGCAUGGAGCACUGGAGCGGGACAAGAAGGAUGGGUUCCAGCAGACGUCCGAGCAUGCCCUCUUCUCCUGCUCCGUGGUGGAUGUCUUCUCCCAGCUCAAUCAGAGCUUUGAAAUCAUCAAGAAGCUGGAGUGCCCUGACCCCCAGAUAGUCGGGCACUACAUGCGGAGGUUUGCCAAGACCAUCAGCAACGUGCUGCUCCAAUAUGCCGAGAUCAUCUCCAAGGAUUUCGCCUCCUACUGCUCCAAGGAAAAGGAGAAAGUGCCCUGCAUCCUGAUGAACAACAUCCAACAGCUCCGAGUCCAGCUGGAGAAGAUGUUUGAAGCCAUGGGGGGGAAGGAGCUGGAUACAGAAGCCAGUGAUAUCCUCAAGGAGCUGCAAGUGAAACUCAACAAUGUCCUAGACGAGCUGAGCCGAGUCUUUGCCACCAGCUUCCAGCCGCACAUUGAGGAGUGCGUGAAGCAGAUGGGUGACAUCCUGGGCCAGGUGAAAGGCACUGGCAAUGUCCCUGCCAGCACCUGCAGCAGCGUUGCACAGGAUGCUGACAAUGUCCUGCAACCCAUCAUGGACCUCCUGGACAGCAACCUGACCCUCUUUGCCAAGAUAUGUGAGAAGACGGUGUUGAAACGGGUGCUGAAGGAGCUCUGGAAGCUGGUAAUGAACACGAUGGAGAAGACCAUUGUCCUGCCCCCGCUCACUGACCAGACGAUGAUUGGCACCCUCUUGAGAAAACAUGGCAAGGGGACAGAGAAGAGCAGGGUGAAGCUGCCCAGUCACACUGAAGGCACCCAGAUGAUCUUCAACGCGGCCAAGGAGCUGGGCCAGCUCUCCAAGCUGAAGGACCACAUGGUGCGGGAGGAAGCCAAGAGCCUGACCCCCAAGCAGUGUGCCGUGGUGGAGCUGGCUUUGGACACCAUCAAGCAAUACUUCCACGCGGGCGGCGUGGGGCUGAAGAAGACGUUCCUGGAGAAGAGCCCCGACCUGCAGUCGCUGCGCUACGCCCUGUCCCUGUACACGCAGGCCACCGACCUCCUCAUCAAAACCUUCGUGCAGACCCAGGCUUCGCAGGGCUCCGGCGUGGAUGACCCCGUCGGCGAGGUCUCCAUCCACGUGGAGCUCUUCACCCACCCCGGCACCGGCGAGCACAAAGUCACCGUCAAAGUGGUGGCUGCCAACGACCUCAAGUGGCAAACGUCGGGCAUCUUCCGGCCCUUCAUCGAGGUCAACAUCAUCGGGCCCCACCUGAGCGACAAGAAGAGGAAAUUCGCCACCAAGUCCAAGAACAACAGCUGGGCGCCCAAGUACAACGAGAGCUUCCAGUUCACCCUGGGCACCGAGACGGGCCCCGAGUGCUACGAGCUGCAGGUGUGCGUCAAGGACUACUGCUUCGCCCGGGAGGACCGCACGGUGGGCAUCGCCGUGCUGCAGCUGCGCGACGUGCUGCAGCGGGCCGCCUGCGCCUGCUGGCUGCCCCUGGGCCGCCGCAUCCACAUGGACGACACGGGCCUCACCGUCCUCCGCAUCCUCUCGCAGCGCAACAACGACGACGUGGCCAAGGAGUUCGUCAAGCUCAAGUCGGACACGCGCUCGGCCGAGGAGGGCAGCGGUUAAACGCUCCCCGUGCAUCCCCCCCCCCUCCACCCCCCCCAAAAC